Molecule: messenger RNA, 3170 nt
Organism: Manis pentadactyla (Chinese pangolin)
Lineage: Eukaryota; Metazoa; Chordata; Mammalia; Pholidota; Manidae
Gene: CCKBR
Product: cholecystokinin B receptor
Exons: 6
Coding region: 864-2228 (454 amino acids)
Biological process (GO): phospholipase C-activating G protein-coupled receptor signaling pathway
Cellular component (GO): plasma membrane
Molecular function (GO): cholecystokinin receptor activity; gastrin receptor activity
Source: RefSeq, a predicted model, not a curated record
CUGGCCCCCACCCGUGGGAACCUGACGCCCCACACAGGCUGCUCCACCUGCGCUGAGAGCAAACGGGAGGUUAGUGUAUUAGGUGAGGGUGGGCGCUGCCUGGAGACCACGAGGAAAGCUCGCCGCCUGCUCCGCUCCUCUGCCUGCGCUGGGCGGGGAUUGCAACCAUACCCUACCCUCACCGCACCUUGGCCGCGUUUACCCUAGGCAUUUCUCGCCGUUACCCCGGCCGCCCUCACACCCAAGUCUUACUCUUCCUCUCGGCAGCCUUUUUGCCUGCCAGGGCUCCCCGGAGACAAUGCUGCCCGCCUCUCCCAGCUCGCUGCGGAGGGUUCCUUGGGAGCACUGGAUGGAAAAGUGGGUGUUGGGCCUGCGGCAGGAGCUGGAGGGUGCGGAGACCGAGGCAGGGGCUGCCCCAGCCCCGCGGCGAGAGCUGCAGGGAACUACGGUAGCGGUAGUGUCGCGCGCACUGCGGCCGCUGCGGCACAGUACGGGAACCGCGCGCGGGCUAAGGCAUCGGCGCUGCACCCAGUGACCCUGCAAGCGUCCCCCGUCUCGGUUGCCGCCUCCAUGCCCCCUGACCCACCAGGGAAAGAUGCUGGACCCCCGGCUGCCUCGCUGUACCCCACCCUCUUCCCCCCUCUCCCCACCCGCGCCAGCGAGCGCACACACGCGCGCACACUCGCAAGAAGUCCGCGGAACCCAGGACCGCGGUGGAGAGGAGGGGGCGGGAAGGAAAUCUCUAAGAGGAGACGGAGACCGAGGGAGGGGCGAGCCUGGGCAGUCGGUCACGCGGGGGGCGAGUGGAGCCGCCGCGGGAGCCCGCCCGGCCGCGCAGAGGCACCGGCCGCUGGGUUGGGGCCAUGGAGCUGCUCAAGCUGAACCGGAGCGAGCAGGGGUCCGGACCCGGGCCGGCGGCUUUCCUGUGCCGCCCGCAGGGGGCCCUUCUCAACAACAGCGGCACCGGGAACCUCAGCUGCGAGCCCCCUCGCAUCCGCGGAGCCGGGACACGAGAACUGGAGCUGGCCAUUAGGGUCACACUUUACACAGUGAUCUUUCUGAUGAGUGUCGGAGGAAAUGCGCUCAUCAUCGUGGUUCUGGGACUGAGCCGCCGCCUGAGGACCGUCACCAAUGCCUUCCUGCUCUCAUUGGCAGUCAGCGACCUCCUGCUGGCUGUGGCUUGCAUGCCCUUCACCCUCCUGCCCAACCUCAUGGGCACAUUCAUCUUUGGCACAGUGGUCUGUAAGGCAGUUUCCUACCUCAUGGGGGUGUCUGUGAGUGUGUCCACGCUAAGUCUUGUGGCCAUCGCCCUCGAGCGGUACAGCGCCAUCUGCCGACCACUGCAGGCACGUGUGUGGCAGACUCGUUCCCACGCGGCUCGUGUGAUCGUAGCCACGUGGAUGCUGUCUGGACUACUCAUGGUGCCCUAUCCAGUGUACACCACCGUGCAGCCAGCGGGGCCCCGUGUGCUGCAGUGCGUGCAUCGCUGGCCCAGUGCACGGGUUCGCCAAACCUGGUCGCUCCUGCUGCUCCUGCUCUUGUUUUUCGUCCCAGGUGUGGUUAUGGCCGUGGCUUACGGGCUCAUCUCCCGAGAGCUCUACUUAGGGCUCCGCUUUGACAGUGACAGUGACAGCGAGAGCCAGAGCCGAGACCGAAGUCAACGAGGGCUGCCGGUUGGGGCUGGACCAGGUCCUGCCCAACAGAAUGGACAUUGCGGGCCGGAGCCCCGGCUGGCUGGCGAGGAUGGCGACGGCUGUUACGUGCAGCUUCCGCGCCCACGGCCUGCCCUGGAACUGUCCGCGCUGACUGCAACCACUCCUGGGCCAGCGUCGGGCCCCCGGCCCGCCCAGGCCAAGCUGCUGGCUAAGAAGCGGGUGGUGCGGAUGUUGCUGGUGAUCGUUGUGCUUUUUUUCCUGUGUUGGUUGCCACUGUAUAGCGCCAACACGUGGCGUGCCUUCGAUGGCCCAGGUGCACACCGCGCGCUCUCUGGCGCGCCCAUCUCUUUCAUCCACUUGCUGAGCUAUGCCUCGGCUUGUGUCAACCCCCUGGUCUACUGCUUCAUGCACCGUCGCUUUCGCCAGGCCUGCCUCGACACGUGCUCCCGCUGCUGCCCCCGACCACCGCGAGCUCGCCCCAGGCUUCUUCCAGACGAGGACCCUCCCACCCCCUCCAUUGCUUCACUGUCCAGGCUGAGCUACACCACCAUCAGCACGCUGGGGCCUGGCUGAGGGGCGGGGGGCUACCCCUCCAGAGACACAGACCGACUGAUGCAACAGACUGACACCCAACAGCAGGGACUGACCCCAGUGCACAGGAAAAAUGGCUUACCCCACACACAGAAAAUAGUUUGGACCCCCACAUAGGAAAGAAGACACACUCUUGAUGUAGGACUGAGCCUGGCACACAGAAAGCUGGCACUGACCUUGGACAUACACAGACAAAGCAUCCUUAGCAGCAGAAGGUCUGAGAGGGGCUGAGCUGCCUCUCACACCCACCUACAGUAGCAGAACUGACUCAUUUAGGGCUCUGGAGCUCCGCAUGGGACUGACUCCUGAGAUGCUCUAGGCUGUCCCCAGUUUGACCUCACAGUGCCCCUCCCCAGUCAGCACUAGAAACACCAACAGCCUGAUCUCACACUUCCCUGACCAACAGGCUGUUUUGCACUGAUAAGUCCCUUCAUUCCUUUCCAGUUAAAUAUCUACCCACUUCUCCCUCACCUGAUUUCUUCAAGAAAUAAUAAAUAUCUUGGCUUCCUCCUAAACUUCCUUUCUGAAUUUUUUGGAGGAAGGAAGGAAGCACGGGGUUUUAUGGAGUCCCCUGGUCACCACCUCCCCUGCCACAACUCACUCCUGUGCAUGCCACCCUGUGAGAAAGCCCGUCUCUGAGGUUAGAUGGGGUUGUGAUAUUCUCUAGGUUGUCAUCCUGGACACACCAGUGUCAUCCACAGUUGCUGGGAAUGAGGUGGGAGUGAGAGGUGAGAUAUCCAUGACCCAUGAUUCCUGACCACACUCUCCUACGGUGGUGCCAUUAUUAAGGUACUAUAUGAAUAGAUGCUUGUUGAAAUGUUAAUGAAACGAUAAAAAGAGAUGGCACUGUAUAAUAAGACUGUUUAUUCAGUGUGUAUUUGAAACACCAGGGGUCACAUCAUGACAUGUAUACAUCAAAGAGUA